AUGGCCGGGCGGCUAUACGCCUCUAAAAAGUGGAAGUUGCGUUCAUUUCCAAAAAGGAAAAAUCUGAAUUCUUUCCCCACCAGAAAUCCAGCUUCCUUUCUCAGCAACCAUCUUCUUCAGGACACUGAUGGGAACUCCUUACCCAAACCCCAUUUCUCCUUCCCAAACCCGCAUAGGCUGGAUUGGCAUAGGCGUCAUGGGAGCUGCCAUGGCCUCCCGCCUUCUCUCAGCCGGCUACUCCCUCACCAUCUACGCUCGCACUCCUUCAAAAGCUCAUCCCCUCCAAUCCCAAGGUGCCCAACUGGCCGAUUCCCCAUUUCAACUCGCUCAACUCAGCGACGUCGUCUUCACAAUGGUGGGACACCCACCAGAUGUUCGAUCAAAUAUCCUCGACCCAGAAACCGGCCUUCUCUGGGCCUCCGCCCAAACUCGGUCUCCGUCGACAUGACAAGCAGUCAUCCAGCCCUUGCCCGCGAGAUUUUCAAUGCUGCGCGCGCCAAAGAUUGCUGGACUGUCGAUGCGCCAGUGUCUGGAGGUGACAUUGGCGCUAGAGAAGGCAAACUCGCCAUACUUGCCGGCGGUGAUGCUUCCGUGGUCGAGUGGUUGGCCCCAGUGUUUGAUGUUUUGGGGAAGGUUACUUACGUGGGUCCUGCCGGCUCCGGCCAAAACUGCAAGAUUGCGAACCAGAUUGUGGUGGGGGGGAAUUUGGUGGGGUUGAGCGAAGGGUUGGUGUUUGCCGAGCGGGCCGGGUUGGAUGUGCAGCAGUUUAUGGAGGCGGUGAGGGGCGGGGCAGCCGGGUCGAUGGUGAUGGAGUUGUUUGGGGAUAGGAUUAUAGGGAGGGACUUCAGGCCUGGUGGGUUUGCUGAGUAUAUGGUGAAGGAUUUGGGGAUGGGUGUGGAUGUUGUGGAGGAGAAUGAGGAGGGGAGGGUGGCGGUGUUGCCUGGUGCUGCAUUGUGCAAGCAGUUGUUUUCUGGCAUGGUGGCUAAUGGGGAUGGGAAGCUUGGCGGUCAAGGUCUUAUCACUGUCAUAGAGAGGCUCAAUGGAAAGUGA
Prunus armeniaca (apricot) is the source of this 1050-nucleotide messenger RNA. The record is from the annotation of a GenBank genome assembly. NCBI's taxonomy places the organism in Eukaryota, Viridiplantae, Streptophyta, Magnoliopsida, Rosales, Rosaceae.